Messenger RNA from Owenia fusiformis, 1082 nucleotides. The record is from the annotation of a GenBank genome assembly. Lineage: Eukaryota; Metazoa; Annelida; Polychaeta; Sabellida; Oweniidae.
AUGGCGACAGUUCCGGCAGCAGAAAGACGAAGUCGGGUGAUGGUUGGAGACCUUCCCCCAGACUUCCUCCAGAUCCCCAUGAGUCCAAGUCAGCAACAAGUUAUGGCUGAUGAACAAACUGCACAGUAUAUGCAGGCACAACAGUCCUUCAGUUAUGUACCUGGCAAUGUACAAUGUAGACUAAGCAUAACAGUAUCACAGGCUAAGCUUGCCAAGAACUAUGGUAUCACUAAGAUGGACCCAUACUGUCGUAUUCGAGUUGGACAUUCCGUGUUUGAGACACCCACCGCACAUAAUGGAGCUAAAAAUCCACGCUGGAACAAGCAGGUACACUGUUACUUACCAAAUGGUGUUGAUUCCAUAUACCUUGAAAUAUUUGAUGAGAGGGCAUUCUCGAUGGAUGACCGAAUAGCAUGGGGACAUGUCACAAUUCCAGAGACCAUAUUUGCUGGUGAAACUGUUGAUGACUGGUACACAUUGUCUGGAAGGCAGGGUGACGAUAAAGAGGGAAUGAUCAACUUAGUCAUGUCAUCAACGGCCCAACAAGCACCUGCUGCUCCCAUGCCAGUAGUCUACCAGAAUCCCAUGCAACCUGUGAUGGUGCUACCACCUGGUGGUAUGCCAGUUGUAGGGGGACCCCAACCUGUAUAUUACCCUCAACAAGGUGUACCCCAGCAACAACAACAACAACAACAGCAACAACCACAAGGCCCUGUUUAUACUGAGGAUGACCUAAAACAAGUAAAGGAGAUGUUUCCAAACAUGGAAGAGGAGGUGAUAGUAUCAGUACUUGAGGCUAACAGAGGCAAUAAGGAUGCCACUGUGAACUGUUUACUGGGCAUGGCAAGUUAAUUGAACAAUUGUGAUAAUAUUUAUCAGUCAGAAUUGUGCAAAUUCACAAGACGUUGACCCGGCCUUGUAUGGGCAGGAAAUGUGAUGACGCAAAAUGAAAACUGUUUAUAGAGCAUGAAUAUUGAAUGAACAAAUAUGAGAAUAUUUAUGAAUUUAUAUUAUGCAAAUUCACUGAAAGUCUGAGCUGGUCUUACGGAUGUAGGAGAUAUAAGGAUGCAAAAUGAAAACUG